GCUACUUCGACGUGCACAGUAAGAUGGACCCGGCUUUGGUGCACGUGGAGGAGGGAAAGGUGGACUCUUUCUACUCAUCGACCGAGUACAACAACAAGAACGCGACCAACCAUCUCGAGGCGCAGCAAUACUGCGCAAGCGGAUCCGUGGAAGCCAAAGCGCUGGUGGAAAAGUUUCUCGCCGAGCAAAAGGGAUUUAUCGCAGAGAAACUAA
Amoebophrya sp. A120 is the source of this 213-nucleotide messenger RNA. The record is from the annotation of a GenBank genome assembly. Lineage: Eukaryota; Dinophyceae; Syndiniales; Amoebophryaceae.